UCUCAACUACGAAUCCCAUGAAACCUCGCCGUGUUUCAUGUCAAUAUGGCCACUGUCAGUCAGACAAAGGCAAAUCAGUCUAGCCAAGAAAUGAAAUCAAAUUAAGAGAGGACAGGAGAAACUCUGACAUUGUGGGGACCUGCUUUUGCAUGUUCCGCGUCGGAGAUAAAGCUAACCAAAUCCAUCCAUUCGUGGUGGACGGCGGCUCUCGAUUCAACAAGCAAGGAUGUCUCAGUACUCUGAUGAGCCCAGGUUCACCAUCGAGCAGAUCGACUUACUGCAGCGUCUCAGGAGGACAGGAAUGACAAAGCCUGAGAUCCUCCAUGCCCUCAACACCCUGGAGCGUCUUGACCAACAGCACGGACACAAGUUCCCCCACAGGCCCCCCCACCUGGGCCUCUCAGCCAAUAUCAACCCAAACACGACUUCCUCUUCCUCCUCCGCCAAUAGCGUGACAGCUUCCUCCUCUACCAUCUCCACUGCCACCCAGACCGCUGCGUACCGGGGUAACGGGCUCUCGGCGUCGCCUAGCAACAACUAUGACGGCUCCCCGCCCUCCCCGCAGGCCCCGGCCCCCACUGCCAUAGCGGGUGUGGCGGCCCAGAACGGGCGUGUCAGCAGUGAGGGGCUGGUCGUCAUGACGAAUGGGAAGGGGUCUCCGCCGCGGUUUCCUGUGAGCGUGAGCACGGUUAGCGGUACUGUCGGGGGGAGGGGCUUUGUGUACGAGCCCAGCGAGGAUGAUGUGGACAUAGAGGACAAGGUGGAGGAGCUGAUGAGACGGGACAGUGCCAUCAUCAAGGAAGAGAUCAAGACCUUCCUUGGGAAUAGGCGUAUUUCUCAGGCAGUAGUUGCACAGGUCACAGGUAUCAGUCAGAGUCGUAUCUCCCACUGGCUCCUCCAACAAGGCUCAGACCUCAGUGAGCAGAAGAAGCGGGCCUUCUACCGCUGGUACCAGAUGGAGAAGACCACGCCUGGUGCCACUCUAACCAUGCGGCCAACGCCAUUGGCCAUGGAGGACGUGGUGGAGUGGCAUCAGACCCCGCCCCCCAUAAGCUCCACUCAAGGAAGCUUCCGUCUACGACGAGGAAGUCGCUUCACCUGGCGGAAGGAAUGCCUGGCUGUUAUGGAAAGCUACUUCAAUGAAAACCAGUACCCUGAUGAGGCCAAGAGAGAGGAGAUAUCCAAUGCCUGCAACGCCGUCAUCCAGAAACCAGGGAAGAAGCUAUCUGAUCUUGAGAGGGUAACCUCUCUGAAGGUCUACAACUGGUUUGCUAACCGCAGGAAGGAGAUCAAGAGACGAGCCAACAUAGAAGCAGCAAUCCUGGAAAGCCAUGGCAUCGAUGUUCAGAGUCCAGGAGGCCACUCCAACAGUGAUGACAUUGACAGCAACGAGUUUCCAGACCAGGCCUGUGAGGUGUCCUCCCUGUUUGAGAAAAGAGUAGUGACCCGACCCUACGGUCUGAGUAGACUAGACCUCUCGUCUCCUACACAGGUGCCGACCCUCCUACCCAGCUGGCUGGCUGCCUGGCCCAGUCCGGCCAAGGGGGCCAUGGCCGCAUUCAGGGGCAGUUCUCUGGUUGGUCGUGCCUCUCUGCCAGGGGUGGGGCAACAGGCAGAGGGUACCAGACUGACUGGCGUCUCCUGGUCUCCCCCCUCCCCAUCCCUACAGGACGAGUCGACCAAUCACAGCGAGCAGCAGGACCCCAUAACCCUGGCAGUGGAAAUGGCAGCUGUCAAUCACAGCAUCCUGGCCCUCGCCACACAAGCGGGGAGUGUGGCUAGGGGGACUGGAAGUGACAUAAAGACUGAGAUGCUGGAUGAGGACUGAAAUGAGAUGUAGUGUGUGUGUGAGAGAGAGCGAGAGAGAGAGAGCAAGAGAGAGAGAGAGAUAGAGAGAGAGAGAGGGAGAGAGAGAGAGCAAGAGAGAGAGAGAGAGAGAGAGAGUGCACGAAAGAGCAAGUCCAUGUGGUUGACAUUUAGGAAGAGAGUGUGUCUUCUUGGAAUGUUGUCAUUAACAAAGACCAAAAGUAUGCACAGGCUUACAAACUGUCAAACGUAGAAAUACCUGUCUGCCUCACCCUCUUAUCACACAACCCUCUCCAAAUACCCCAUACCUCCCCCAUACCUCAUCUCUACCUCCCCCUCAAACUCAUACCUCCCAUCCUGAGGUGUGGAAGUUGUGUAUCAGUUGAGGUCAAAAUAUACUAUGUAAGUGUAUAGUAGAAGAGUAGACAGUGAGUCAGAGCCUAUAGUGUGCAUAUGUAGCACACCAUUCAACACUCCCUGUCCAGUUAAUAUAUUCUCAGUCUCUUUCUCUGUCGUGUCACUGUAUAGACUGUGUUUUUUUACAGCCACAAGCUACAUGUUAUUGUCCUCUCCCUCCAACGAGGUUGAGAUAGAGAAAGAGGAAGGAGAAAGAGAUGCAGAUAGAGGGACAGAGUCAUGGGUACGGAGAGUUUAUAAUAAUCCAAUGCUAAUCAAUUCUGUCUGCUGUAAAUCUGGUCAGUGUAUUCCAGAGUAUCAUCAGCCCCAGACCUGGAUUAACAUCCAUGAAUUAAUGAACCAGUAUUACUAAAGAGAUGCUUAACCUUUAAUGUGUUAUGGUUGAGAAGAUGGUGGCAAAUUAUCAUUUUUAGAGAGAGAAAUGGAGAGAGAUGGACAAUCAGGGGGCCUUAUGUGGUGGAUAUAUGGACUGAAUCAUAUGUAGGGGUCACCCAUAGCAUUGGAUUUAAGCUUUUUAAACUUUAUUUACUAAAGAGUGGUUUUAAUAUGUAGCAGAAACUUCCUCUUUGCUAGUUCAGGUUUUUAAAUGAUCUCCAGGUAACACCAGUUUGGCUCUCCUUAGUGCUCAUAAUGGUGGUAGUUUAUGUCACCAGAGUGCAUCCAGUUUUUUUUCUUCUUGAAUCCUUUUUCCUAUUUGCCUUGUGUGUGCCAUAUGUUUUUAACACAAGCUUCUAUGGGAGGUGUUUUCUUGGAUUACUUUUCCUUCCAGAUGUCACUUUUAGGGCAUGGUUUAGAUGUACGGUGCUUCAGUCCUCUACCCUUCUAGCACACAAUUGGUUGUUCUGAGUGAAGGACAGGCCAUGUUACUCGCCUGGUGGUAAGGGAGGGGGGAGAGGACGGUGAUCUGAUUGGCUGACAUGAGUUCAUAAAUUAGGGGUCAGAGGUCAUCAGUUACUUUUGCAACCCCUGACCCCCUCCACCACCCCUCCCUGCCGACUUUCCCUUUACUAACUCCCAGCCUGCUGCUUUUUAAGUCAAAUAAGAUAUGAAUACCUGAAAAAUGUUACCUGUUUUCCUGAACCCGUAAAGGUAUAACUCAACCCUAAAAAUAACGGUUUGAAAAGAAAAGUGGGUGCAGAACAUAUCUUUGAGAUUGUAUUGUGUGGUGAAAUGCACCUUUAAUACCUUUUAUAUUGGUUGACAGCCAAGCUGACCAAUAGGGACUCUGAUACCUCUGUGGUUUGUGAAACUCCUGAGGCAGGGAACUAAUACAAAUAUUUAGUUUAAUAUCAAAUAGGUAUCUUACAAAAUAGAAAAUAUUACAUAUUCUCAAAAGUAUGAACCAUAAUUGUUCUUUUUUUUGUAAAAACUCUGCCAAGCAGAAAUGUACCAGAACAGAAUCAUAUUAUUAAUGACAUGUCUAUGUUCUCUGUAGAUUUCUUAUGAUUUUAAAUCAUGUAUUUACAUGGAAUCCAUUUUUUCCUUGUGAGACUUUAUGCACAACCAGCCUUUCAUUUGUGGUCCAGUGUCAGGAAGACAAAGCCUCCUUCUAUACUUCUGUGUCAAAAAACACUUCAAGUAGAGUAGUUUAUUUGCUUUUGAUAAAACUCAGAACACUUUUGGAUUGCUCCAUUGGUUUUAUCGUGCAUUGGCUAGAUAACCAUGAGCACACAAAGUAUUUGAACUGUCAAUAAAAAAAGGCCUGUAGCUAUUAGUUGAUCAGGAACUUUCACAACAUGUGUAUUUUACUGAAGACUCAAGGAGCAACAACUAACUAAUGAAGUUACGUUUGUAAGGGGGCUUUGUGCUCCCAUGGAGUGGGGGCAGCAGGAUGGAGGAAGGCACUGCCUUCUUUAUAACCAAACUGUUCUUGUUACGUAUGUGAAUACAUGGCAUAUAAACUGAAGACAAAUACUCUAUAAAGUGGAAUAAUCUAAAUAAACGAAUUAUCACUGUUGUAUCGAUUUGAGGUAGUUAAAAAUGAGAGUCCUGUUAUUUCAGACAUAGUGCCUUGUUUGGACAGUAGACUGUUCUGUAAUGAUACAUAGAAAAACUUUGCCUUUGUUAGUUUUUCAUUUGUUUGAAAAGCUUUCUUUAAAAAAAAAACAUUUGUUUAUUGUAGUAGUGUAACUGUUGACGAAUGAAUAUAAACAAAUCACAUAUAAAGGUU
Molecule: messenger RNA, 4393 nt
Organism: Hypomesus transpacificus
Lineage: Eukaryota; Metazoa; Chordata; Actinopteri; Osmeriformes; Osmeridae
Gene: hmbox1a
Product: homeobox containing 1a
Exons: 10
Coding region: 227-1828 (533 amino acids)
Biological process (GO): positive regulation of DNA-templated transcription
Cellular component (GO): nucleus
Molecular function (GO): double-stranded telomeric DNA binding
Source: RefSeq, a predicted model, not a curated record